UCGCAGGAAGAGAGAGGAGAAAUACACGUUUCCUAGUCUCAGUUGGCAACAACAACAACUACACACCUACAACUGAUUGCACACACACGCAAACGCAGGCAAACGAGAGAGCGACUUAAGUGAGGGAGGGAGAGCAAAAACGCGAGAGCAGUGAGUGUGAAAGAGAGCUAAGAUUAACGUUGCCGCAGCAGAGCUGUUCAGGCAGCAUUGUACGCUUUUCGCUCUUCGCUCAUUUUCUUUCGUUGUGUGCUCCGGCAAUGUCGUGUUUCGGAACGGUGGAAAUAAUAGCAACAACAAGAUAAGAUUUUCCGUUUUUCCGUAUGGAGCAGCGGCAUUUGUUUUGAAAGUAAAGCAAAAGCGAGCCAGAAAAACGAAAUAUAAAGAAACGCCGACAGCGACGAAAGACCGCGCCUCGCCUGAAUCCAAACGGUGUUUUUUUUUUUGUGUACGGCGUGCGUGUGUGUAGACGAAUAUUAGCCAAAAAACCACUGAAAAUAGUGCAAAAAGAGCCCUCAAAUAAUUAUAAUAAUAAAGAAAGCCAAGAAAUAAUAAAAUAGGCAAAAAGACAGAUGAGGAGGCCCGAGAGAGCAGGCCCCCAGACGCAAAGCAAAGACCAGUAAUACCAAGACCCCAAAAGGCCAGACCAGUUUCAAAAAAAGCCUAUUUGCAGGGCCCGCCGCCAGAUAGUAGUGUACGUGCGUGUGUGUUUUUUUCUCGUUAUUUGUUUCCGUGUGUGUGUGUGUGCUAUAAGAGACCACAUACGAGGAGGGAAAGGCCGUUUCAAGGAGCGGAAAGGCAGCAGCAACGAACAGUGCGCGAGCAAGCAAUAAGAAUAAUAAAUUACACUUUGCUAUAAUAAGAAAAAUUUAUACAUACCUAUACACACACAGCCAUACCGACGUGCCAGUGCCCCACACACAUGAGCACAAGUAAUGCUGGCGUCUGAGUGUGUGUGCGCUGCGCUGCUUGUGGAAAAUUGUAAUAAAAUAUGAACCGCAGCUAGCCCGCAAAGGAAGCGGCGAGAGAGAGAGAGAGAGAGGAGGAGAAGCAGAGAAGCGGCAGUAAAACGAGAAAUCGACUGGAAAACCCACAACAAAAAAACCAAGGAAAAGAAUUGAGUGAAAAUAUCGAAACUGCAUCAAAGAAAAGCUGCUGCUACUACUACUAUAAUCAUUGUAUUCAUGUGCCAUUUAAUUGUUUGGGAAAAGCUUUAAAGGGAUAUUCUACACCAUACUAUAUCUGUAAGACGCCACAGUAUUAGCAACGCAACACAUUAACAUAGAAACACACACACAUAUAAAUAUAUAUAUAUACAUACCCCCCGCGCGUGCAACAUGUCCUGCAUAUCGAGCAAUUUCAGCUCCUUCUUCCUCAAUUCGCUCAACGAUCCCUCGGAGUUUUCCAAGUACUUGAGCAAUGGCGAACUGAAAUGCACUCAAUUCGAGGAAUUUCAAGUGUUUGGCUGCGGCGCAGGCGCAUCGUCGGGACAGCAGCAGCAGUCGCAGCAGUUGCAACAACAACAACUACAGUAUUCCCACACACAUUUAUCCAAUGGCUGCGGCACGGAUUUCUCCUACGAGGCAGCAGCGGCGGCGUCAUCGUCGUCGUCCCAUACGCAACGAGAAACCUGCCUGCCUGCCAGCUCAGGUAGUGGUAAUCCGACGACGACGCCGAGUUCUCACUCGCACACAGUCGCUGCCGCCGCCGCCGCUGCCGCCGCCUAUGUCGCUGCAGAGUCGGGUGUCGCCGCAGCGCCGCCAUCAGCAGCAGCAGCUAUACCGGGGGCAGCAGGAGGAUCAGUCGUAGGGCCAUCCCCUGCAAGCAAUCGCUGGCCCACGGCGGUGGCCACCCCCAAUGGGGGAUCGGUAUCGGUGCCCCAGCACUUUGAUGGUUCCUUCGAGUUUAUAAAAUAUCUGCGCCACUCCACGGACUUUACGCCGGGAACAGCCAGUGCCACGGCGGGCGAUAGCUCCGCAGCUGCAGCAGCGGCAGCAGCAUCAGAGAAAAGCACCAAGGGAGUACCGGGAGCAGCACUAGCGGCAGUGGCAGGCGCUGGCACACCACCCCCGCCACCCCAAUCGCCCGUGGCCAGUGCGGGGCUCCUCGACCUGGACACAAGCACCUCCCAGAAAUCGCGUUCCGCCUCCCGUAAGGUGGCCGCACUUCUCUCCUCAGUUUCACGCGCCUCCAAUAGCCACCAGCUGGACACGAGCUCGUCCGCGCUGGACGUCUUUGACCACGAUUCAAAGCAGACCAUCUUCGACCUGCAGCACAUGGCCUCCAACGGGUCCUCCAACUCAAACGAGUCCUCGCUGGAGUUACUCGCCUUCCCCAACUCCCAUUUGAAUGCCUCCAACUCGAAUACCUCGUCGGAGGGCGCUGCCUGCGGUAGUGCCGGGGAGUUUGGUGGCAUUCUGACGGGCGCCAGCUCCUCUUCGACCGCCUCCUCCUCGUCGCACGCCCCCAAGCUGCUCGGCAGCUUCGUGAUCAAGGAGAACUUCGAGGUGCAUCCCUCUCACAAGGUGGAGGAGGGCAUCUUCCAGCACAUGAACAAGCUCCCCUCUAAGAAGAAGGACACGCUCAAGCAGCUGGGCGUCCGAUUCACGGGCCAAAUGACGCUGACGGACAAAUCGAUUGUGGUCGAGAAUUUCAUCAAGUUUUGCGAGGAAUAUGAAAUCAAGGAUCAUCGGCCCUGGCUGUCCCUAAAUCAGUGCGGCCUCAACAAGCCCGAACAGAUCAAAUUCGCUCGAUAUUUGGGCCAGGGUCUGCCCACGUUUACGCUCUUUUGCAUUUAUAGCAAUUAUAAGAAUCUGUUUUGCACAAAACGCACAGAAAUCUACACCAAGGAUGGCUACAAUCUGCCUUAUAUACUCGACAAAACCAAGCGCUUCCUGGCCAACACAACAGCUGACCUCAAGAACAUGGCGGCCGCCAAUGACGGAUCCCUGGAGUUCGCAGCCGCCAACAGCAGCAGCAGCAGCAGCACCAGCGCCAGCACCAACCUCAUAAACAGCAACAGUAACAGCAGCAGCAGCAGCGGCACGGUUAACCUGUCAGCGGCUAUGGCUCUUAAUACGAACAGCAGUUUUGUUGCCGCGCCGCCGCCGCUGUCGCUGCCGCCCACAAUGGAUCCCCGUUAUGUGUGCGGUGCACCGCCGACGCCGGGCUUGCUGCCACCGCCGGCUCUGGGGCCGCCGCCGCGCUCCCUGGAACAGAUGAUCAUCUACGAGAACUUUGAGGUGCACGAGACGCACCGCAUCGAGGACGGGGUGUGCACGCACAUCAGCCGGUUGCCGCCCAAGAAACAGGAGCUAUUGAAACAGUUCGGUAUACAGAGUAGUGGGCAGCAAUGUCUGAGCAAUUAUGAAAAGUACAUACUCAUCGAGAACUUCAUCAAGUUUUGCAAUGAAUAUCAGAUAUCCGAUCAUCGACCCUUUUUGGACUUCCACGAGAGCGCUUUAUCCAAAUGUGAACAACUUAAAUUUGUACGAUAUCUGGGCCAGGGGCUAUCCAAUCUGACGCUAAACAAGAUCUAUGUGGCAUUCAAGGAUCUGCUAGGCAACGGCAGGCCCGAAAAAGCUGCUCUGGAGAGCUAUAAUUUGGAUAUCCUAUUAAAGAAGAAGCGCAAGAAUCUCUACAACCGCAUGCAUUCGGCUGCUCCCAGCAUUGAUCUAACCGCCUACGAUACGUCCCAAGCACAGCCACAACCACAGCCACAUGCACAUCCGCAUCCGCAUCCACAUCCACAUCACUCUGCCCUGAGCACGCCACGCCCGCAUCAUGCCUUUGCCGCCCUAAAUGUAGCGACACAGCGCAGUGAUGUUUGCAACGAAUUGACGCCCGCCGGCUUGCAGUACAGUUACGCCGGAAACGGAAGUGGAACCCCGGCCGGAAACGGACCACGGUAAAGUCGGGCCCAAUACGACAGCAACUAAAUCAUCAAAAACAUAUACAUACAUAAACAAAUACUUCUUCCUGGAACUGGACCAGUAACUGUUGUGUCUUCGAAACGAACAAGAAAAAAAAUCAAAUAACAAAAACAGAGAAAUCAUUGAGAACUAAGUGCUAAAUUUAACAGAAAAUUAUAAAAUUAACCAAGGAAAUUAAGUAUCAGAGACACUAGUAAAAUUAGACUAAAUGUUAAAAAAAAAAGGAAAAACAAAAACUUAAAUCGAAUGAAAUUCAAUUAAGCCAAUCCCCAAAACUACACCAACUGGCAAAAUGGAAUACUAAAUAAAUAUUAAGAUUUAAGAUUAUUUAUACUCAAAGUAACAACUAAACGACAUACUUACGAGAGUAUACAAAAGAUAUACACAUAUUAUAUACAUACAUAUAUAGUAUGUAUAUAGAUAUACAUAAACACAUAUAUUUCUGUAGUUGCCAUAGCGCUUCUGGGUGCAGCCAAAUUCUGUCCAGAACAGAACAGAAGAGAACUAUACCCGAAUCGGUACAAUAUAUAUAUAUAAUAUAAAUUUUAGCUUCGGUUUCCAGCAUCUCAUCCCUAGGAACCCUGCCCCAGCAUCGAGUAUACAGCAUACAGCAUACAGCAUACAGCAUCCAGCAUCCUGUCUAGCAGUGCAGUCAUGUAUGUAGUGUAAGGUUUAAAGCCUAGUCUCUAAGUGCAAAAAUAUCAAACAAUAUUAUGAAGAGAAAAACUAAAUCAAAGACCGACCUCCUCCCAAAAUGAAAGUUCCCUAAAUACGACGCAAACUACGAGUAACAAGUAGAUAAAACCAUAGCUGGUAAGAGACAAAUUUUUUUAGAGUAGACUACGACCGAACGGAAGCACAGAUGAUUAACUAAAUAUUCCUAUAUACAUACAAUAUACAUAUACAUACAUAUAUAUACAACAAGCAGCAUCAAAAUUUCAAAAUGGGAAACG
Molecule: messenger RNA, 4882 nt
Organism: Drosophila persimilis
Lineage: Eukaryota; Metazoa; Arthropoda; Insecta; Diptera; Drosophilidae
Product: probable serine/threonine-protein kinase nek3
Exons: 7
Coding region: 1335-3908 (857 amino acids)
Biological process (GO): actin filament polymerization; regulation of transcription by RNA polymerase II; 'de novo' actin filament nucleation
Cellular component (GO): actin cytoskeleton; nucleus; aryl hydrocarbon receptor complex
Molecular function (GO): profilin binding; actin filament binding; transcription cis-regulatory region binding
Source: RefSeq, a predicted model, not a curated record